AGUAUUACACUUAUUACAAAGGCUAAACAAUUAAAUGCUCGUCAAUCUUUCCCAUUGUCUUAAAUCAAAUGCGCCGGUAAUUUUUGAAAGUCUUUAAAAAACAGGACAUAGUUUUAUUUUCAAUAAUUCAACUCUCUUUUGUAAAGAUUGAUCUAGAACAGGGUGGUUUGAGUGUUGUGUAUCCUAAUUUCAAUAUUCACCCAAAAACAAAAUUCAAAUCGUAUGUCUGUUUCCAUGUGAAAACAUUAUCCAUUAUGCUUCGUGCUGAAGAUGUCAAAGACGAGUUUCUGUUGUGUGGAAUAUGUACCAAAGAAUUCGACGAAGAAAUCCACACCCCGCGAGUUCUUCCAUGUCUUCAUACAUUUUGUCAGUCAUGUAUGAAGAAAAUCUUGAAAGGAAACCUGAUGGUUUGUCCAUUCUGCAAAGUAGAGUAUGCUUUGCCAAGCGAUGGGAUCUACGUCUUUCCAAAAGAUUCCACCAGACGGAAUUUGAUAGAGUUCCUAAAGGUGCGAAAGAGAUCUUCCGACAUUCUUUGCAAAGACUGUCCUGACGACAACAUCGCAGCCGAUUUCUGUAAAGAGUGCUAUAUCUUCAUGUGCUUAGACUGCACGCGUGCGCAUCGGAGGAGUCUUGCGUCCAGAACUCAUCCCACAAUAGACAUCAAACAACUUCAGACCAGUGGGCCAGAGGUGUUCCGAAGGAAACUUAAGUGUACAAAACCAGGGCACGAGGGUCAACCUUUAGUUUUCUACUGCACGAAGAAAGAAUGUGAUCAGCUGGUGUGUACAACGUGUACUGUGUGUGAUCAUGACAAGACGAAAGGCCACGCCAUUGUGAAUGUUAAAGAUAUCCACAGUCAGAAAACUGCUGAAUUGAAUAAAGUGUUCAAGAUGUUACAAAACGAUGUAAAUACUGCUAAAAUGAUAAGUCAACAAACAGAACAGGAACUCUUAAACAUCGACAUUAAAGAAUACGAGAUAGAGCAAGAAAUUGAACAUGCAUUUGAAGCAUGCCACAAGGCGCUUGAUCUACGAAAACAGGAACUAAAAUCCAAGCUUGCUGCCUUGUGUGAAAACAAAAAAUCCGCAAUGAUCUAUAGAUCCAGACAUAUAGAGACAUAUAUCAAUGACGUGACAAAUGCCAAAGAGUUCGCCAAUAGCAUCACUAACCACGCCGACCCAACAGAAUUCAUACCACUGCACUUGACUCUGUAUCGGAGGCUUAAAAUGCUGACAGGUCAGAAAUUCAAGAAAACACUGCAGGUAGAAUCUCCCUCCUUUGAGCCCGUGAAAAUGAAUGAUGAUUUUCUGAGGUUUGUGACUGGAAUGGGGCAACUGAGCACAGUUGUUCAUACGCGUAAAUUGAGUUGGAAGCGUGGGAGGACUGAUGUUGGCACAACAGGUGCGCGUACACCUUCAAUUGAGGGUGAUAUCCGACUUGGAGAUAUUCUAUGUCCAGAAUUUGUGUACGAUCCUGACACAGUUCAUCAGUACCGAAAAAUCAGCGAGAAUCUGAAAUCUCUUCAAAACCAGAGCCUGGGCUACACAGCUCAGCUUCCACACAGUGAGAGAAGACUGAGGAAGUACCGGGGAGUGGUCGGCAGCAGACCCUUUCAACAUCCCGGCAAACACUACUUCGAGGUUCAUGUCAGCUUCAAAAUACACAAGCAGUUGGACAAUGUAAAUUUUGUGUUUGAAAUCGGAAUCAUCAACCGACGAAGUGAUGUUGACUCGGGGCAUUACGUAUAUGACCAUAGAAACGCUUGGUCGUUUUGUGCUCAACACUGCGAGGAACACAAACAGCUGUGCCAGUGGUGUCGCCAUGAUGGUCGCAACCUGGCUCACGACCCUCUCUCCGGAAUUGACGCGGGAACAGUGGUGGACGUGACGUAUGGAUUCCUGGUGGACACAGAUCGGCGGAAGCUGGUUGUUGCUGACUGUACCAACCAGAGGAACCUUUAUACCUUUACCAAUCUAGAGGUGACCCGACCCCUGUGGCCAGUGUUUGGGUGUCACUGGCCCAGUAAGGUCAAAAUUGACAUGACUCUUAGAACAGGCAACGAAAUACAAGAAAUUCCUGCUCAUUUGCAAAGCGAGUAGUGAAAUAAUUGUUUUUAAAGUGUUCUAUCAGUGAAAAUUUGCAUAGCUACAUGUAAAUAUGGAUAUAACGCGAAUUUUGUUGACCCAGCAACUACGAGUGAGGUAGCUCUUACCGAUUUUGACAACAGUUUGUACGUGUAUUUAGAAAAUACCUGUCCAGAAACUGUUAAAAGUCUUGAAUAAUUUUCAUAUUGAAGUUCAACCCCAACUCUUCAUCACUAUUCAAAUCAAAUAUUAUUACUUUGAUACGUGUAGAUAAAUGUAUUCAACGAUGCUAAUGAUUUCAAUGACACAUAAAACUAGAUUUUUACCCUUGCGUUCACGGGUUGACAUUGCAUAUUUUAUCGGACAUUUACGAAAUAGAUACAUCGACACACCGUAUUGUUGACAUUUACAUAACCAAGAUUUAAGACUACAAAAAUGCUAUUAAUUUCUCUACACUAGUACUGUGUCUCGGAACAGGCCUUCACCACAGUUAAGAUGCCUCCAAUAUACCCGUAAUGUAGCUAAAAAAAAAUGCAGAAUCGCUCCGAAACGAUUUUCGAGAAAAUUAACGAGGCUGCAUUGAAAAUAACACUCGGUCAAAUUUUCAUCUUAAAUUCAUUUUUAUGAACACUUUUUCACCAACGUUUUUACCCGCUUCGAAUUUACACACCAUGUUGACAUUUGGAACUCUCGGGAUAUUUCAUAUUAAAUGCACUGAGUUAGAGUUAUCUCCUGUAUUCCUUUGAUGAACAGAAUAUAAGGCAAAUUUUCAAUGAAAAUGUACACGUACAUGUACUUGUAACAUCGUUUCUGAGUUUAUCCAUGCAAUUACGAUAUUGUGGAUACUUAAACUAAAGAGCCUUCCAUGAUUUAGCAUGAAAUGUAAUGCGCAUGUGCAAGAUUGUAAAAUCUAAACAAUCCAGAUAAUUUCCGAAUUUUUUAAAGGAAUUUUCGUAAAUUAUUAAUUGGCGAAGCUUGACUGAAAAACAAUAACAACAAAUUGGUAAUCUUCAAGUACCAAUGAAACAAAAAUAUAUAAAACAAAAAUCAUUACUCUUCCGAUUCCUCGGUAUUAAAGCCCAAAAAUUCGAGUCUAUUAUUUUAAUAAAGUAGUAUAGAAAGAUAUCUUGAUUGCUUACAGACAAGAAUCUUCUGACAGACAAGAUAGAGAUU
Molecule: messenger RNA, 3257 nt
Organism: Magallana angulata
Lineage: Eukaryota; Metazoa; Mollusca; Bivalvia; Ostreida; Ostreidae
Product: E3 ubiquitin-protein ligase TRIM56-like
Exons: 3
Coding region: 255-2099 (614 amino acids)
Molecular function (GO): zinc ion binding
Source: RefSeq, a predicted model, not a curated record